Messenger RNA from Dreissena polymorpha, 3272 nucleotides. RefSeq lists its product as uncharacterized. NCBI's taxonomy places the organism in Eukaryota, Metazoa, Mollusca, Bivalvia, Myida, Dreissenidae. The record is from RefSeq and is a predicted model, not a curated record. The transcript is spliced from 12 exons. Bases 369 to 1703 code for a protein of 444 amino acids.
GUCACUCAUAGCUACAACGCUCUGCUCUAAUAAUUGCUGUAAUACUAAAGAGUUAAUGGAAAGCGUUAAUUAUUAACUAUUGAUAUCUGGCUAGUGUGACAGAACAAGCGACCUAUGUGAUUGAAUUGUUUUUCACUGCGUUAAAUGUUCAUGUUAUGUAAGUUGCUCAGAGCGCUCAGUCUAUUAACACGUUUUUGGUGAUAACUUGAUGACUUGAAGUAUUGUUGAUUGCCUAACAGAAUUCAAGUGUUUCGCGUGAUUGUUAGUUGCUACUGAAUAAACGCUUAAUGUCAAUAGUUGAUGAAUAAACGGAUCUGUGCAACUGUGAAAAAACGAACGUGUUGGACUAUUAUACUCGUACACUGAUCAUGUAUUCGGAAAACUUGCUUUAUGAAAUGGAUCAUCACCAUACAAGCGUACAGGUUUUGAACAUCGGCGUCGAACAUUUGUCUCAAGAGGAACAAGAUCUGCAGUUACAUGAGUUGCCGACCAACACCGCAUCUCAAGACAGCCUAGAACAAAGCAGGCCAAGGAGGAAAUUAUGUCAACGUGGCUAUUGCAAAUUGAUGAUGUUUUGUGGCGUAUUAUUGGUGGGCCUAGGCGUGGUUGUCGGACUUCUUAUAAACAAUUAUUCGAAGAAACAGCCGGAUCAAUCCGCAAAUGCUCAGUCCCAACCUUCUGCUGUGGUCGCCCGUAACAGUGUAUUAACUGGACCCGAUACGCAGGGAUAUAUCAAAUACAUCAUCGACGUUAAGGGAAGUUCGUGUCAAGGAGGUGACUGCAGGCUGUGCAAGUGGACUAUAAAUGCCCCUGUUAAACCAGUAAUACACCAUGAUGGUAGUGAUUGCCCUAAAGCCAGUAAAAGCCACGCGGGUUAUCGCAACUGUACCGCUUAUCCUAGCUUGGGUUGCAUUGGCAAGUGUAUGGACUGCAACGGCACGUGUAUGAAGUACAGCAGCAUGGUUCGGUAUCUAGGCGAAGAUUCGCCUUGCACAGAAGAUGAAGAAAUAAUUGAGUGUUGCACGCUGCUGCAUAUGCGACCGGAUGAUUACUGUCUAAACGGCGGGAAAUUAUUGUGCGAAGAUAAAAAUAAUCAACCAUACUGCUCGUGUCCGAAGGGAUGGAUCGGAUCCCGUUGUGGGAGUCGAAUGACUGAGAAUAUGACCUGUAAAUGCUUCAAGACCGACAUCAAGUGGAACUCUUUCUGUGGGGAAAAUGAUAUGUACAGUUGUACCGACGACGACAGGCCGGAAAACUGGACAGAGUGCCGACAAAACAUCGAGGGGUCGAAGUUCAGUCGAUGUGUUUGUGAAAAGUCUGAAGUACAUCACUCUACGGAAUCCUUACCCGAAUGUUCCUCUGUUGAAAUAUCGCACCCGGGGGUAACGUCUGCACAUGGUCCCUAUAAUUCCGGAAUCACAAAGGAGCCGUGGUUUAUUGGAAUGAUCGUCGCCCUGGGUGGCAUUGUGGGGCUGGGACUCUGUAUCUUCACUGUGUGGCUGUGCCGGAACCGACAGUGCCGAAAGAAGCUUAAAGAGACGUGGUACAACUCUGGUGGUCAGAACGGCACAGAUAAAGUGAACGAAAGGUCGACACAAGUUCCCGAAAGACAAACAACGUCAAGCAGCAUGGGUACAAGCUAUUCGACGGGUGAAAACAAAGUUCGAAAUCUGGACUCCAUCCGAAUACUCGUACGUGUGUGAAAACCACUUCACCGAAGAUGAUUACCACACAAUAACAUAUGCAGGAAAUGAAAGACGUAAGCGGGCAUUGCGAAAAACAGCUGUCCCUAGUAUUUUUUCCUGGCGAACAAGGCGACUAUUGCUAAGAGCCAGGAGAGAAAGGAACGUCGUCUAGAAAGAGAAAACCGGAAACGUAAGCUGUUUGAAGAUGUAACAAAUAUGGAACAGUCUGGUGAAAACACAAGCUUUGAACCAGAGUACAUUGCCACAAAAAUUGACAUUGUUACCUCUGAUAUCGAUGUGGGUGCUAGCGAAGAAGUUGUGACACAGCAGGAAUGUGUCGAGCAAAUAAUCUCGAUCACAGAUGAAAAGGUGACAUUUAUGGACUCAUUUGUACAAACAGAGUGUGAAACGGAAGAUGCGGCAAUACAAACAACAACUACACUUGCAUUUAGCAUCAACAAGUUCGAGGAUGAUGAAGCUGCUGUUCAUUUCUACAGUGGACUCGAAAAUUACAUGAAGUUCUUUUUUGUUUUGAACACACUCGGACCAGCAGCAUACCAUCUUAAUUAUGUGUAUCAUUCUAUAACAAGUAUAAGUGUUGCUGAUCAAUUUUUUAUUACGUUGAUUAAAUUAAGGCGACACAUGACAAACUUUGAACUGUCGCGAUUAUUUAAUGUUUCGGAAAGUGUUGUGUCAAACAUUUUCAUUACGUGGGUCUUGUUCAUGGAAAAACAGUGGAAAGAAAUUAACAUUUGGCCAUCACAAACUUUAGUCCACUAUUUUGCUCCAAGCAGCUUCAAGAGACUGUACCCCAAAACACGGGUUAUAAUUGAUGGUACUGAGUGCCCAAUUAAAAAGCCGAAGAAUCCAACAGCUCAACAAGCCACUUUUUCGACUUACAAGAACCGAAAUACAGUUAAGGUUUUGGUUGGCAGUACCCCUGGCGGUCUUAUUUCUUAUGUGUCUCCAGCCUAUGGGGGUGCUACAAGUGAUAGGCAAAUAGUUGAACGGAGUUCACUGACCAGGCUUUGUUCCAAAAGUGACAGUAUAAUGGCUGAUAAAGGUUUCAAUGUGCAGGACAUUUUUGCACCACAUGAUGUGCAUAUCAAUAUACCAACCUUUUUUAAGAAGCAAAAUAGAAUUUCGAAUGAAACUGCUAUUAAAGAUAGAAAAAUUUCAAGUAAACGUGUUCAUGUAGAAAGAAUUAUUGGGCUAGGAAAAACAUACAAAAUUUUAACUGAACCUUUGACUAGCACAGAGACUUAGUUGUCAUCAGAGAUAAUUUUUGUUUGUUUCAUGCUAUGUAAUUUCAGGAAUGGCAUAGUGUCUACAUAUGCUCAAAGAAUAGCUACAAUCAAAGUUUUGUAUGCAGCUAAGAGGAUUAAAAUGUCAAAUUUGUAUUGUCAAUAAACAUUCUGCAAAAAAUAUGUCAGAUGUGCGCUCUGGUUAUGAGUGUUAAGAAGUACAUGUAAUGAGAGUAAUUAAGCUAAUGGACAUGUGAUUGGAAGACUGUUUUUUUUAUAGUUUUCAUUUCUUAAGUUUAGGUUGAUGUAUUACAUGUGAUUGCUUAAUAAAGUUCUAAAAUAG